CAAAACCAGAGUAUUACAAACAGAAAGCAAAUUAGUAAUGUCUCGGGGGUAGUGGGAUUAACAAGUGUUUUUUUUUCUUUUUUUUUUUUUUUUUUUUACAAGCUUUGGAGACGGUCAUGUGAUUGUAACGUAACCCGACCGGAAAACACCGACCAUCGCCGCCAAUGCUGAGUUUAGAGGCACAGAGCAGCUGCAAGCUCAACGGACAAGUCCCCGGUAACAAACAACAACAAAGCACAAAACUACAGGAGCUACACAGAGCACAAGAUAGCUCAUGCGUUUUGUAGGUGAAGCAUGGAGCUGGCCAACCAUGGUCUCAUCCUCCUACAGCAACUGAAUGCUCAGAGGGAGUUUGGGUUCCUGUGUGACUGCACUGUGGCUAUCGGUGAUGUCUUCUUCAAGGCUCACAAAUCUGUUCUUGCUGCCUUCUCCAACUACUUCAGAAUGCUCUUCAUUCACCAGGACAGUGACUGUGUCCGACUAAAGCCAGCAGACAUACAGCCUGAUAUCUUUAGCUACCUCCUGAAUCUGAUGUACACAGGGAAGCUGGCUCCGCAGCUCAUUGACCCAGUCCGACUGGAGCAGGGUGUGAAAUUUCUGCAUGCCUAUCCACUGUUACAAGAGGCCAGCCUGGCUGGACAAGGUGUAUUUCCACACCCUGAACAGCUUUUUCCGUUGGCCACUUCUCUUUAUGGCAUUCAGAUUUCAGAUAAACAGACAGGCCUCCCCAGCAGACUAAGUGCACCCAAAGCACUUUCUACAACCUUUGACCAGGAACAGCUUUUGGAGGGUAACCAGGGUAACCAGCUUGUCUCUGAAUCCAGACAAGUCCAGGCCAUUCAGGAAGCAGAUGCUUCUAGUGCUAAUCCUUCCACAGAAGAGGUGCAGGGCUUGGAUGCACCUGCUGCCGACGAAAAUCCUGCUGCAAACACCAUUCUCCACGUCAAGCCCAGUAUUAUGAAGAGAAACUCCUCUUUCCGCAAACAUUAUUCGUGCCAUCUUUGCAGCAGGCGUUUCAACCAGCGGAGCUCCCUGCGGGAACACCUUCUGCUUCACUCUCAGUUGUUGUUUCCAUCAGCGACCAGCCUAGCCGAGGCAAGCGUGUCCCCAAUGCUGAGCAACAGCGCUCCAGAACCAGCCGGGGAGCCAGACGACACCCCCAAGGGAGGAGGUGACAUCAUUAGCGACGGGGAGCUUCAGCUGGCCACUGAUUCCCCAAGAAUGGAGGGUCUGCAGCCCCAGGCAGAGACGCCACCUCCCUCGGACAUUGCAGACAUUGACAACCUGGAGAGCAUGGACCUGGAGCGAGAGGUCAAGAGGCGGAAAUAUGAAUGCUCCACAUGUGGCCGCAAGUUUAUUCAGAAGAGUCACUGGCGGGAGCACAUGUACAUUCACACUGGCAAACCUUACAAGUGCAGCGCCUGCGGCAAAAGCUUCUGCCGGGCGAACCAAGCCGCCAGACACGUGUGCCUUAACCAGAGCGCUGAAUCAUAUACAGUGGUGGACAAGGAGAGCAUGGAACUCUGUUCCAAUGAAGAAGGUAGCCAAAUGGAUGCCAUAUUCCUCCCGUCCAGCAGGCCAUACAAGUGUAACGUAUGUGACAUGACAUUCGUCAGCCCCAACGAGGUUAUCAAGCAUCUGUGCUUUGCCCAAAAUGCUCAGGUUUUCUCAAUGUUGGAUAACCAGCCGACACUGCAAAAUGAAGAGCCUCCUAAAGAAGAGGGUUCAGAUUCUGGACAUUUAAUUACAUCUAUUAAAACUGAGGACAUUUUUGUAGAGUAAUAAUGAGGCAUUUUUAUAUUUGUAUAUAAAUGUAUAUGUUUUUUAUAAUAUUAAUUGUGGUGUUUGCAUACAAUAAUCUUAGUAGUUAGCAGCACACGUGGGUUUGUGUCGGUAUAGAUCAUGGAUGUUUCUCAGUGUUUUUCUAUGGGGAAAAAUGUAGGCUUCGUUGAGGUUGUUUUGAAAGUUGUCUUUCACCCUGAUGUUACUGCUAUGGAAUAUGCAGGCUACCAUCACAAGUUGUAUGUUUAGGAAAGGAAAUCUACAGCUCCCAUAGUGCCUUGCGCUCCACAUCCUGGUUCUUUUGUAAAAUCAGGGCCAGACAUAAAUGUUUUAAUGAAGCCUCCAUCCUUCUGAAAAACAUGUAUUGAUAAAAUCGAGCUUAAUGUAAUGUGCCAAUAAUAAUGUAAAGGAGAAAAAGCUUUUUUCCAUGCCACUUUCUCUUGUCCGAGAAGGGCCACCACACUGUAAUCCAUGGAAAACACUGGGUGUUUAAUGUUGAUAGGACUGUGAACAAAACCCUCCUUUCCUUGUCCCCUAAAUAUAAUAAAUUUGUUUUUGUUUAGGUUUUGAGUACACAGAUAUGUUUAUACUUUAAGACCUCAUACUUUUAGCCAAUUUAUUUCUCUUGAACAUGUCUUAAAAUACCUUUUUUUUUUAAUUUAGUAAACCUUUAUAACUUUAUAUAAUGUGCUAUAUUUACAUAAAAUAUUUUAUAUUGCAGAAAUGUAUAUUGUUUCUUUCAGGAACAAAUUGUCUGUGUAUCUGUGUUUAUUAGUAUUUCCACUUUUAUUGUUUUUGAUUUUAUAAUCAACAGACAUUUUAAUUAAGAAGUAAUGCAAUAAGACUGAAUUUGAAGUUAGCUUUUAUUUUCCCUGAUGUGGAAUUCGAUGGACUCUCAACAUUGGUUUAAUUUUCAGUAGGUGUCUGCAAUACAAGUAGAAAAACCUUAGAAAGAGCAGGCUUUAUAACAAGCCAGUUAUGCCUGCUAUUUCAGAGGUCACAUUGUGACAUAAGAGCAAAUGUUUCCAGACAAAGGGGUGUAGCGUAUAUGUAUGCAGUUGCAACUAAAAAGCAUUAAAUAUGCAUGCAAUAUUUAAAGUACACGGAAACCCAAUGUAUUGUAUUCAGUCUUCGUGGUUUAUAGUCAUGGAGUGAUGGUGAAAUGUAACAGAUUAAGUACUUGAAGAGAUUAGGGUAUCUUUAUAUUUUGAUGCAUUGAUAAAA
Messenger RNA from Acipenser ruthenus (sterlet), 3006 nucleotides. RefSeq names its product zinc finger and BTB domain-containing protein 2. Gene Ontology annotation, molecular function: DNA-binding transcription factor activity, RNA polymerase II-specific; RNA polymerase II cis-regulatory region sequence-specific DNA binding; protein binding. The record is from RefSeq and is a predicted model, not a curated record. Gene Ontology annotation, biological process: regulation of transcription by RNA polymerase II. Gene Ontology annotation, cellular component: nucleus. The coding region runs from base 295 to 1782 and encodes 495 amino acids. Lineage: Eukaryota; Metazoa; Chordata; Actinopteri; Acipenseriformes; Acipenseridae. The transcript is spliced from 3 exons.